UUAUUCUAUUUUUAUUUAGUAGGCUUAUUUGCGAAAAUCAAAAAGAACAAAAUAUUUGCUAUUUUUAGAGUAUAAGUUUUGUAUUUUAAAGAAAGAAAAUUACAAAAAUAUGCUUUGUAGGUUUUAAUUUUGCUUAGACAGUUAUUUAUUUUAAGAUUUUUUUUUCUUUCUUUUCAGUUAUCUAGAAUUAGUUAUUAAAUAUAUAUAUAUAUAUUUGUUUUUAUUUAUUUAUUUUUAUUUUUACAUUAAAAAAAAAAUGAUGAGCAAAUGGGAUUACACCACCUCAUCACAUAAUGACAAAGCUCCGUAACAAACCUUAUCACAAAAAUAAGAAAAAGGGGGUCACGUUUUUGGUGGAAACAUUUUUUCAUAAAAAGGGGAUAGCAAAAAGGGGGCCCGCGGAUUUAGGGUCUGUUUUUGUGCACAAAGGAACACGUGAAUUGGGGGAUUAUUGUUAGGGGUGGGGACCACGAAGGGACCUAUAUCAUAUUCAAUCAAAAAAAAAAAAAAAAACCAGGAGGAGCAUCGUUAAAUAUAGAGAGCAGCUUUGUUUUUUUUUCGGGGGGGACUGCCUACUCUUUUGAUAGCAGUAGCCCACUAUACUUCUCUUCCAACACCUGAACUUUCAGCCGUCAUCCAACACCAUAUGAGCUCCACCAUUAGCUCAUCAUCUUCAUCUCCCUUAAACAUCCAAAGUUUAUGAAAAACAGAGUACCUUGAAUCCACUAUGAUUUCGGGUCUCGUAUCUCGUUUUUUGGGCUGAGUUAACGAGGUCGAGGUUGUUGUUUGAAGUCCUGCUUGGGGUUUCUGGCCGCUGGUUCCGCUCAAUGUCGCCGGUGAAAUAUGCGGGUCAAUAGCUUCAUCGAGUUCCUGUAACUUAAACAAAGAUUCAUCUAUACAAAGGUCCAUGGUCCUGUUUGCUUUCAAGUUUAGUCCGCAUUUUUCCUCUGUAAUCCAAUGCUUGGAGAUAUAAAUAGUUAUCAAUACAAUGAAGGAAGUUUUACGCCAUUAAGAGAAGAGUUAAGGUAAAAGUGGUUGGUUUGUGGCCAUACUGGCAACGCAUCAUUAUUUCACAAGGUCAAAGGGCAGUAUCGGAAUGACGGAAGGGACUUCGCUACCGAUGAUCAACAUGGGGGAUGAAACGGAACGGGUGGCUCAACAAGAAUCUGCCAUCGCCGAGGAGAAUAGAAUUCUCAGGCAACAAAUGAUUGAGAUGUUGCAAGGAUGGUCGAAUGGUCAACAACCUCCUCAGUCAAUCCCUGGGUUCCCCGACAUCACUUCCGUCGCACAGGCAUGCUCACAAGCACCGUUAUCUACUGCGGAAGACCCGGUAUACCCACCUGGGUUCGGUCAUUACACCAAUUUGCCGAAUACGGCGGAAACUUCUGUAGGUCGUCCUCCAAGGGUACCAAUCAGGACCGAUCAUUCCGGGAUUGCAACCACUGGGCCUGCCUACACAUACUCACUGUCUAACCCCAAUCAUGUUGCAAAUGUAAGACCCGUUUACACAAUACCGCCACCUGCGGUUAUGCAAAGGUCAAACCUUGUGCCACCAUCUGACAUCCGUCAAGAGCAGCAUUUUGCACCCGAUUUUGCAUUUGGGGCUCCUGAUCCUUAUCAUCAGACUCUACAUUUUAUUCCUCUAAUCGAUUCUGAAGGACCUGCUAAGAAUGCGGUUACGCAUCUUGGCCAUGAAUAUAGAGGUCCUGCUAAGAAUGCGGUUACGCAUCUUGGCGCUGAGUAUGGAGUUGCUACUAAGAAUGUAGAGCAUGACGAAAUGGUUAGGAAGAUGAAAAGUCUAGAACAAGCUAUAAAGAACUUGCAUGGAUCAGGAAGCUAUAAAAGCGUUUCAUACAGUGAUUUGUGUAUGUUCCCGAGUGUUCACUUACCUCCGGGGUUUAAGACACCGAAGUUUGACAAGUACGAUGGGCACGGUGAUCCCAUAGCUCAUUUGAGGAGAUACUGCAACCAACUGAGAGGAGCUGGGGGUAAUCAGGAAUUGCUCAUGGCUUACUUUGGGGAGAGUCUGACUGGUUUAGCUUCGGAAUGGUUUAUUGAUCAGGACAUUGUGAAAUGGCAUACUUGGGAUGAUAUGGCAAAUGAGUUCGUGCAACAAUUUCAGUACAAUAUUGAUCUGGUUCCUGAUAAAAAAUCUCUAACCAACCUGAAGAAGAAAGUUACCGAAAGUUUUAGGGAGUUUGCGGUUCGUUGGCGUGAACAAGCUGCAAGGGUAAAGCCACCAAUGAGAGAAGGAGAGAUGGUGGAGACUUUUCUCCAAGCACAAGAUGAGACAUAUUAUCAACACAUGAUCCCAGCCUUAGGAAAACCGUUCAUUGAGGCCAUUAAAAUGGGAGAAAUAAUAGAAGAAGGAAUCAAAACAGGACGCAUUGUCGGCUUUGCCGCGUUGAAGGCAACAACCCAAGCCAUUCAAAAUGGUUCAGGGAGUUUUGGUGGAAAGAAGAAAAAGGAAGACGUAGCUACGGUUGCGCCUGGGCUACGGCGAAACCCGAGGGGCCCGCCUCGCCAAUACACUCAACCCCAACCCCAACCCCAACCCCAAAACUACACCCAAGAUCCAUAUAAUUACCCACAACACUACUUCCCUCCCCAAAACCCACAAUAUUCUAUUCUGCCCCCUCAGUACCCCAUAUACAGUACGCAGCCAUAUGUCCAGCCCCCUUGUUACCCGCAAUGGCGUGCACCAACCCCGCAAGUCCGUCCUCCACCUCCACAGACUUACCAAGGCCCUCCCAGAUCCAAUUUUCGGCCCAGGCCGGAGUACAAAAGGGCAAAUACGGUCAAGGAUAACUUUACCCCCAUUGGGGAAUCAUAUGCUGAUUUGUUUCAGAAGUUGAGGGCAUUAAAUGUUUUAAGCCCAAUUGAAGGAAGGAUCCCAAACCCUCCUCCGAAAAAUCUUGAUUACUCUCAAAGAUGUGCUUAUUGCUCUGAUACCCCGGGACACAAUAUAGAGAAAUGUUGGUAUUUGAAGAAAGCAAUCCAAGAUUUGAUUGAUACACAACAAAUUGUGGUGCAAAAUGCAGAUAUACCGAAUAUCAAUCAAAACCCACUACCAAAUCAUAAAGAAACAAACAUGUUGGAGUUGAUCUAUGGUAGUGAUGGGUCUGAUGUUCCAUACAAGCCUAUCAUGAAGAUUGAAGCAGGCGUGGAGAAAUCAGUAAAUGUGGCAGAUUCCGCAAAAACAGCACCUUUGGGGUUAAAUGAGGUUACAAAGAGACCAAUCCAGUCAGACGCGAUGAAACCCUUAUUGAUUGUGAAGGGAGCUCUAGAGAAGGUUGGGGCAAGUCAGGGAAAACCAAAGUUGAUCGUGCCAGGGGUGUCGAGCAGGCCUAUUUUAACUGUCAAAGGGGCGUUCACCACUCCUAUCAUUAUUAAGCCAGUGACACAACUUUCAAUAGUUGAUGCUAAGGCGGUUCCCUGUAAUUAUAAUCAGACUAUGGUUACUUACCAAGGGAAGGAAAUCAUCAAAGAAGUAGACGAAGUAGGGGGCCUGACUCGUUCAGGAAGAUGCUUCGCUCCGGAAGAGUUAAGGAAAACCAAGCAGGUAAGGGAAGGCCAAAUACCCGUUAAGAAACCAGUAACAGAGGAAGAAGCUGAACAGUUCUUGAAAAAGAUGAAAUUGCCAGACUAUUCCAUUGUGGAGCAAUUAAGGAAAACCCCUGCUCAAAUCUCUUUGUUGUCUUUAUUAAUACACUCAGAUGAACACCGCAAAGCUUUGUUGAAGAUUUUGAAUGAAGCUCAUGUCCCUACUGAGAUUACGGUUAAUCAAUUGGAGAAAAUUGCUGGGAGGAUCUUUGAGGUAAAUAGAAUCACUUUCUCAGAUGAUGAACUACCCGUUGAAGGUACUGGACAUAACCGAAGCCUUCAUAUUACUGUAAAAUGUGAGCUUUCCUAUGUCACGAGAGUUUUGAUUGAUGGGGGCUCUGGUGCAAACAUUUGUCCUCUGUCAACCUUACAAAAACUAAAUGUAAGUACUGAAAGAAUUCGACCAAAUAAUGUGUGUGUUAGAGCUUUUGAUGGAGCGAAAACUGACGCCAUCGGUGAGAUAGAUCUUGUGCUUACAAUAGGGCCUGGUGAUUUUACCAUAGAUUUUCAAGUAUUGAACAUCAAUGCCUCCUAUAAUAUGUUGUUGGGAAGACCGUGGGUACAUAUGGCUGGGGCAAUCCCAUCCACAUUGCAUCAGAUGAUCAAGUUUGAAUAUGAUAGGCAGGAAGUGAUCGUUCACGGGGAAGGGGAUUUGUCCAUUUAUAAAGACUCCACUGUUCCCUUUAUCGAAGUGGAUAAUGCUGAUGAAACACUGGUGUAUCAAGCUUCUGAUAUAGUGGUAGCUGAGCAGAUCCCUGAAGGGAAACCCAUUCUGAGACCGCAGUUGCCUCCAACAUCUGUUAUGGUGGUAAAUGAAAUGUUGAAAUAUGGUUUUGAGCCAGGAAAAGGCUUGGGGGCUUCUCUACAAGGUAUGGUUUAUCCGGUGUGUCCACGUGAGAGUCCAGGUCCAUUUGGUCUGGGGUUCAAACCAACGGCUGAAGAUAGAAAGAGGGUUAAAAAGCGAAAAAAAGAAGCAUGGUCACUUACUAAGCCUGUGCCACCAAUCUACAAGUCCUUCGUCAAGAAUACCAGCAGUUUUUCCCAGCCAGUACUGGAUGUGGAUUUUGGGUUGAUUGGGUGUUUCCAGAACUUGUUUGUUGAAGCUGAUAUGGUUGAAAUGGGAGGGGGUCCCAGUAACGCGGAUGUGCAGUUCAUUGGCCAUGAUGUCCAACUCAGCAAUUGGGAAGUCACUCCUCUCCCAACCAGGAAGGAGUUUUGUUCUGUUUGUGCUGGUUCUAAUGAUAUGACAUGCAUGCGGAAUUCUCAGCCAGAUUUUAAAAUCCGACCUAACCAUGAAACAAUGAACCAAGAAGUUGAAUAUGAUGAAGAAGAAGUAUUUCAGGAAAUAAAAUUAAUCCAGGCUUUGUUUAAAUAUAAGGAUGUUUUUGCAUGGUCUUAUGAUGAUAUGCCGGGUUUAAGUACUAAAUUGGUGGUUCACAAAUUGCCAACUGACCCCACAUUCCCUCCUGUGAAGCAGAAAUUAAGGAAACUAAAAUCAGACAUGAGUGUGAAGGUUAAAGAAGAAAUCGAAAAACAACUUGAGUCCAAAGUCAUCCGAGUCGCUCGAUACCCUACUUGGUUAUCCAAUGUUGUCCCCGUUCCGAAGAAGGAUGGCAAAACGCGUGUGUGUGUGGAUUAUCGUGAUCUAAACAAAGCAAGCCCGAAGGAUGACUUUCCAUUGCCCAAUAUCCAUAUUUUGUUAGACAACUGUGCUAAGCAUGAGAUUGCGUCUUUUGUAGAUUGCUACGCAGGGUAUCACCAGAUCGUUAUGGAUGAUGAUGAUGCAGAGAAGACAUCCUUCAUCACAGAAUGGGGUACAUAUUGUUAUCGAGUCAUGCCGUUUGGGUUGAAGAAUGCUGGGGCAACAUAUAUGAGAGCGAUGACCACCAUAUUUCACGAUAUGAUGCAUAAAGAAAUUGAAGUAUAUGUGGAUGAUGUGAUCAUUAAAUCAAGAAAGCAGUCUGACCAUGUCAAGGAUUUGGUGAAAUUUUUCGAAAGGCUUCGCAGGUACAAUCUUAAGCUCAAUCCAGCGAAAUGUAUAUUUGGAGUUCCGUCAGGGAAACUUUUGGGGUUUGUAGUCAGUCGGCGUGGUAUUGAAUUGGAUCCUGCAAAGAUCAAAGCUAUUCAGGAGUUACCACCGCCAAAGAACAAAACCGAGGUAAUGAGCCUACUUGGGAGGUUGAAUUACAUUAGUCGAUUUAUUGCUCAACUCACAACAACUUGUGAGCCCAUUUUUAAGUUGUUAAAGAAGAAUGCUGCGAUUGAAUGGACUGACGAAUGCCAAGAAGCGUUUGACAAAAUCAAGAGGUAUCUGUCGAAUCCACCUGUAUUGGUUCCUCCCGAGCCUGGGAGACCUUUAAUAUUGUACCUAUCAGUCCUGGACAAUUCCUUUGGUUGCGUAUUGGGUCAACAUGAUGUUACAGGCAAGAAGGAACAUGCAAUCUAUUAUCUCAGCAAGAAGUUUACUACUUAUGAGGCUAAGUACACUCAUCUAGAAAGGACGUGUUGCGCUUUGACUUGGGUUGCACAAAAAUUGAAACAUUAUCUUUCGUCCUACACUACUUAUCUUAUCUCCCGCUUGGACCCUUUGAAGUAUAUAUUUCAGAAACCCAUGCCCACGGGCAGGCUUGCAAAAUGGCAGAUAUUACUCACGGAGUUUGAUAUUUCGUAUGUGACUCGGACCGCGAUGAAAGCCCAAGCCUUGGCAGACCAUCUGGCGGAGAACCCAGUGGAUGAAGAAUAUGAGCCAUUGAAAACGUACUUUCCUGAUGAAGAAGUGUCAUGCCUCGAGGAGGUCAUUCCGGAUAACGAUCCGGGUUGGAAGUUGUUUUUUGAUGGGGCUGCUAACAGGAAAGGAGUUGGGGUAGGGGCCGUUCUUAUCUCAGAAUCAGGACAACAUUACCCUGUAACAGCCCAGCUUCGAUUUUAUUGUACCAACAACAUGGCGGAGUAUGAAGCUUGCAUUUUGGGUUUAAGGUUAGCUAUCGACAUGGGGAUUCAAGAAUUAUUGGUAUUGGGGGAUUCAGACUUGCUAGUCCACCAAGUUCAAGGAGAGUGGGAAACCCGCGAUUUGAAGCUUAUACCAUAUCACCAGUGUUUGCAGGAUCUUUGCAGACGGUUCAUAACAGUAAAAUUUAAGCACAUUCCUAGGAUUCAUAAUGAGAUUGCUGAUGCUUUGGCCACCUUGUCUUCAAUGCUCCAGCACCCAGACAAGGCUCACAUUGACCCUUUACAUAUACAAACUCACAAUCAACAUGCUUAUUGCAAUACAGUUGAAGAGGAACUUGACGGUGAGCCUUGGUUCCAUGAUAUUAAAGAAUAUACCGAGUCGGCGAAAUAUCCAGCACAUGCUACCAGUGACCAGAAGAGAGCUAUUCGACGAUUGGCAAGCGGAUUUUUCUUAAGUGGAGGAAUUUUGUAUAAAAAGACUCCAGAUUUAGGACUUUUGAGGUGUGUAGAUGCUAAAGAGGCUACAACUAUCAUGACUGAGAUACAUUCAGGAGUUUGUGGACCGCACAUGAACGGGUAUGUUUUGGCAAAGAAAAUUCUUCGAGCAGGCUAUUACUGGCUCACCAUGGAGCGGGAUUCCAUCCGUUUCGUUCGUAGGUGUCAUCAGUGCCAGGUACAUGGCGACUUGAUACAUUCUCCUCCUUCAGAAUUGCACACAAUGUCUGCUCCAUGGCCUUUCGCAGCUUGGGGGAUGGAUGUGAUCGGACCAAUUGAGCCGAAAGCGUCCAAUGGGCAUAGGUUCAUUUUGGUGGCCAUCGAUUACUUUACAAAGUGGGUGGAAGCAGUAACUCUCAAGUCGGUGACUAAAAAAGCCGUGGUGGAUUUCGUUCAUUCCAACAUCAUUUGCAGGUUCGGGGUCCCGAGGACAAUGAUUACAGAUAAUGCGGCGAAUCUCAACAGUCAUCUGAUGCGUGAGGUAUGUCAGCAGUUUAAGAUUACACAUCGGAAUUCAACUCCAUAUCGUCCGAAGGCAAAUGGGGUUGUGGAAGCUGCUAAUAAGAACAUUAAAAAGAUACUGCGCAAAAUGGUGCAAGGUUCGAGACAAUGGCAUGAAAAGUUGCCUUUUGCUUUAUUGGGUUAUCGCACAACUGUUCGCACUUCAGUAGGUGCAACUCCUUAUUUGUUGGUAUACGGGACCGAAGCGGUUAUACCUGCAGAAGUUGAAAUCCCGUCCCUUCGAAUCACUGAGGAAGCCGGAAUUGAUGACGAUGAGUGGGUCAAAACCCGUUUAGAGCAAUUGAAUCUGAUUGACGAAAAGAGAUUAACAUCGGUAUGUCAUGGUCAACUGUAUCAAAGGAGGAUAGCACGAACACACAACAAAAAGGUGCGCCCCAGACAUUUUGAAGUGGGUCAAUUAGUGUUAAAGCGGAUUCUUCCACAUCAGGCAGAGGCCAAAGGCAAGUUCGCCCCAAAUUGGCAGGGGCCAUUCGUGGUGAAGAAGGUUUUGCCCAAUGGUGCUUUGUAUCUGACAGACAUAGAAGGCACAAUGUCUGAAACUGCCAUCAAUGCAGAUGCAGUGAAAAGAUAUUAUGUAUGA
Messenger RNA from Lycium barbarum (goji berry), 8149 nucleotides. RefSeq lists its product as uncharacterized. NCBI's taxonomy places the organism in Eukaryota, Viridiplantae, Streptophyta, Magnoliopsida, Solanales, Solanaceae. The coding region runs from base 1097 to 8149 and encodes 2350 amino acids. The transcript is spliced from 4 exons. Gene Ontology annotation, molecular function: RNA-DNA hybrid ribonuclease activity; nucleic acid binding. Gene Ontology annotation, biological process: DNA integration. The record is from RefSeq and is a predicted model, not a curated record.